Messenger RNA from Branchiostoma floridae (Florida lancelet), 2062 nucleotides. Its product is annotated as putative ATP-dependent DNA helicase Q1. The transcript has 3 exons. NCBI's taxonomy places the organism in Eukaryota, Metazoa, Chordata, Leptocardii, Amphioxiformes, Branchiostomatidae. Gene Ontology annotation, cellular component: nucleoplasm; cytoplasm; nucleus. Gene Ontology annotation, biological process: telomere maintenance; double-strand break repair via homologous recombination. The record is from RefSeq and is a predicted model, not a curated record. Gene Ontology annotation, molecular function: four-way junction helicase activity; ATP binding; nucleic acid binding. The coding region runs from base 114 to 1853 and encodes 579 amino acids.
AACAGGCUGUAGAAAAUGCGAUUUCGCGGGCUUUGCUGUCGGUAGAAGGGGUAGAUAAGCUCAAAGAUGAGCAGCUAAAUAGUCUGCGACCGUUUUUGCUCGGCAAGGAUGUGAUGGCUCUUCUUCCAACUGGAUUUGGAAAGUCUUUGAUUUAUCAACUUGCACCUAUUGUGGCUGGACACCUUGUUACAUCGCCGGGCUGCCCAGAUCGUCUCAAGACUGCGAACUUUCCAAUUGUCAUAGUUCUGUCCCCUUUGGUCGCACUAAUCAACGACCAAGUUAAAGCAGCCAGACGACUUGGCUUGACGGCUGUCUCUUUGGGUGACGCAAGUGCAGAGGAGUUAAGAGACGUAGUAAGGGGAAAGUUCCAGCUUGUUUUCGGUAAUCCUGAAACUUGGGUUUUGUCGUCAAAAUGGAGGGACAUGCUGAGGUCUGAAGUUUACCAGGACAAUCUCCUUGGGCUCGUGGUGGAUGAGGCACAUAAGACUCCAGCUUGGGGAGAAGCAGUUUCAAGAGGAGGGGCACCAUUCAGAACAUGUUUUGGUAGAGUCUCGGAACUACGAUCACUUUGCAAAUAUGGGACACCUGUCUUGGCACUGACAGCCUCUGCAGAGCUGCCGACAAGGAAGGACAUUGUGCGUCUACUGAGCAUGAACUCUGACACUACUUUCGUGGAAGCUAACCCAGAUAGGCCCAAUAUCAGACUUGGGGUGGUCCGGGUUAAGGGGUCUGAUUUGUCAUGUCUGGAUUGGAUUGUGACAGGGUUGAAGGAGCAACAGACUAGCUUUCCCAAGGUAAUCAUAUAUGUUAGAAGUUUUAAUAAUAUUGGAGCUGUGUUUGGCCACUUUAAACGUGCACUUGGUGAUGCAGCUUAUGUUGGUAAAAAACAUUCAACAAAUCGUCUUUUCGCUGUCUACUGUGGUGAGACCCUGAGUGACAAGAAAGAACAUGUAAUGCAAACAUUUGUCAGCUGUCCAGAUUCUACUGCUCGAGUUGUUAUUGCAACAACAGCCCUAAGUAUGGGAGUAAACUUCCCUGAUGUGAAGUAUGUUGUUAUAUAUGGCCCCCCUGAAAGUAUGGAAGAUAUUAUGCAAGAAGUGGGGAGGGCAGGUAGGAGUGGCGAACAGUCCCAUGCUGUAAUCUAUUCCUUUUCUUUGUCUCAGUGUAGUAAGGCUGUUUCACAAUAUGUUCGAUCUGACAAGUGCCUCCGCAUCAUGUUAUAUGAUAGAUUUCAGGCAAAACCAACCACCAAAUCCAUUGAUCCUGGACACUUGUGUUGUUCCAACUGUCACAAAACAUGUAAGUGUGAUUCCUCAAAGUGUAAAGAGCCACUACCAAGUACUGAAUGUAAGGUAGAAGCAGAGGAAACAGAGCCAUCCCUGAAAAGAAGUGUCAGUGACCAUCAAAGGGACAUUCUCAGAGAGGCCCUGUAUGAGUACCGUGAUUCUCUAGUUCACAGUAACUCUAAACUGCUCAUUUCCUUUGACCUCACUACUGGAUUUUCACAUGAUCUUAUCAAACAUGUGCUUGACAAGUGCGAAUACAUAUUCACACCAGCUUAUGUGGAGUCACACCUUCCUGUGUUCGGUGGAGACCAAGCCCAAGUCAUUGUAGACAUAGUCCGUAAAGUUUUCGAUGAACAGUUGGAUAUAGAUAGCAUGUUGGAAUUUGUUCAAAAGGAGUUUGCAGCUAAUCCACUUAUCUUCUCAAACCAGGACCAGUUACUUGCUACUUUCACGUCCAGUAGUGAUAGCAGUGGUGAUGAUGUCAGUAGUGAUGAUAUUGAGAGUUCUGAAAGUGACCAGUAUGAUGUGGAUACAUGUACAUACAGUAGUGAUGACAGUGAUGAAUAGGAAGAUUUGCUGGACAUACUAAGCUGGACACAAAUUGUCUUAAGUUGUUCAGACAGAAUUUUCAAAGUGUUGUCCGAAUUGUGUACAUAACACAAGUUGUAGAGCCUUGAAUACACAUGCCAUGUCAAAGGUGGGAAGAAAUAAUCUUCUUUGUUUGUUUUUUUGGUGAAUUUGCAUCUGAAUAAUAAACUUCACAAGACAAGAUUGAA